Podospora bellae-mahoneyi is the source of this 243-nucleotide messenger RNA. RefSeq lists its product as uncharacterized. Bases 1 to 243 code for a protein of 80 amino acids. The record is from RefSeq and is a predicted model, not a curated record. NCBI's taxonomy places the organism in Eukaryota, Fungi, Ascomycota, Sordariomycetes, Sordariales, Podosporaceae. The transcript is spliced from 2 exons.
AUGUGGCCCGAGACCCCGAGUGAGGCAUGCCGUCCUAUCGCGGGGUCUCCGUUGGACCCCUCGUUUCAUCCCAUCUGUUGUGACAACUCUGGGACCGUCAUCUUACCCCUCCUCCACUUUCGCGUGUACCCCGCAGCAGCUCAGGACCCCUUCGAUCAACACGACACCCCCCGACCCCUUGUGCCUGGGGCCGCGACAACCGAGAGUUGGUCUAAUUGCAUCAUCUCCCCAUACCUGUUAUAA